CGUCAGAAGCGCGACUAUCAUCACCUACAAAUGCAUGACCGUCCGACCUUCAUUUUCUGCGGCUCUUCUCGUUUCUUGGAACAUUACUCGCUAGGUCUUGUCUUCAAACCGGCAGCAUCGCCGUACAGGAGCGGCUGUGCAAGCUGGAAAGGACACAACGGCCGCUAGCAGCACCACUGCAUUGCACGUUUCGUUUAGAGUAGCUGAACAAAAUGGCGCUGACAAGACGAACUCAAUGGAAUCGCAGUAUGGAAGACAAGCGACGUACGGAGGACAGGAAGAAGGAAUACGAGCGUACCGCUCACACGAGAAUGCUGGCCCAGGAGCGCGUGUUGGCAGCGAAUGCGCUGAGCGAUGACCGUGUGGAAGCGAAGCGCUUGGACCGCUUCAUGGCCCAGCAGACACGUGAAGUGGAAAUGAACAGACGACUGGAAAUGGCUGAGCAGCAGAGGCAGUUACAUCACCAGCAACAAGACCAGGAGGAGAGGCUGGCUGAGGAAAUGAAGCGCAUCAAGUGGGAGAAGGAGAGGGACGUUCGUCUUAGGCAGCAGAUCCGGGACACCAGCCUGGAAUUGCGGGAACUGGAGAGCAAGCUGAAAGCUGCGUACACUAGCAAGGAGCGGGCUGCCCAGCUUGCUGAAAGACAGCGACUGCUACAAGAAGAAAAGCGUUUGGAAGAUGAAACCUCUCGGAUUCUGCGUGAGGAAUAUGAGAUGGCUGAAGAGCGCGCCAGGCAGGCAGAGAAGGAGGGUUGGGAGGAAUCUGUGCGCUAUCAACAGGACUUGGAGAAACAGCUGGAUGAGCAGGAGCAAAAGCGCCAGGAGGCGUAUGAGGAGUUCUUGAAGGAGAAGUUGAUGAUUGAUGAGAUCGUACGCAAGAUCUACGAGGAAGACCAGAGGGAGCGGCAACGUGAUAUGGAGAAGAAGCAAGCAACGCAGCAGUAUGUGCGCGACUUCCUUGAGAAACGUGACGAGUGGCGUGAGAUGGAGAAGCAGCGCAUGGAAGAAGAGAACCGCAAAAUCUUGGAGUUUGCCAACCAGCAGCAGACGCGCGAGCGGGCGCGUCAAGACAGACAGCGUGAAAGAGAGGAGGCGAUGGCUAAGGUUCAGAUGGACAUUGCAAGUGGUGUGGCUCUCAAGCAACAAGAAGCGGAGGAGCUGGAAAGAAUUCGAUUGGAACUGGACUUGGAAGAGCAAGAAGAACGUGACCGGCACAAGGAGAGGAGUGACCUGGAGGCUCGUAUUCGUCAGCGUCUUGACCUGCAACGAGCUCACAGCAACCAGUUGGCCUGGAGGGACCAGCAGAAGCAGGCCAUGAGGGAAGAGGAGGACGAGUUCCGUCGACAGAUGAUGGCUAAAUUGGCUGAAGAUGAUCGUAUUGAGCAGAUGUCAGCGCAGAGGAGACGCAUGAGACAGCAGGAACAUACCAGAGCUGUGCAGAAGAUGAUCGAAGACAGACAAGAACAGCUUGCUCGUGACAAGGUUGCUGAGCAGGAGAGACUGCUUGCCGAACAAGAACACCAGGCUAACAUUCAGCGUAUAGUGGAGGAGGAGAGACAGAAACUGCUGCAGGAGCAUGCGUCCAAACUCCUUGGAUAUCUUCCGAAGGGCGUGCUGCGAGAUGAUGGCGAUGUAAAGCGCUUGGGAGAAGACUUUGAGCAGAUGUAUCAGGCAAGGAAGGCUGAUCUGUUCUCCGAAGACGGCUGGUGAUCGAGCGUGCAGCUGCCAAGGCGAGAGAACACCCCAUCUACCUGCACAGCGGUUACUAACCAACACCAGGAAGGCUACCAUACUAAUUACCAGCACUGGUAUUUCCCACAAGCAACCAAGACAGUACUACUAGUACUAUGAACACUUUGAACAGACUUGAUGAACAACAGUUGUGCCAGAAUCCCUUUUUCAAGUACACACGGUAGAUGUAGUAUGGUUAUAUGAAAAUCUUAAGCACAGUAGUUAGCAGUAAGUAGUAGUAUGUAGUAUCUUCUGCUGUUAUGUGACCAUCUACGAGUACAAGUGCAUAUCAACCUCAUCACAUGUAGCCUGUACAUAUUGCUGAGCAAGUAAUUGAGAAUGUAUGCGUGUGUGUGUGAGAGAGUGAGAGUGAGUGAGCCAAUGUGUAGCUGCUAAACUUGUUGCUGCAAGGCAAUCAAUCACUUGGAUUACAAAAACUAAAAAAAACCUAACCAUUGACAUAA
Molecule: messenger RNA, 2194 nt
Organism: Sycon ciliatum
Lineage: Eukaryota; Metazoa; Porifera; Calcarea; Leucosolenida; Sycettidae
Product: meiosis-specific nuclear structural protein 1-like
Exons: 15
Coding region: 213-1709 (498 amino acids)
Biological process (GO): cilium organization
Cellular component (GO): motile cilium
Source: RefSeq, a predicted model, not a curated record